This is a messenger RNA of Amoebophrya sp. A120, 765 nucleotides long. Lineage: Eukaryota; Dinophyceae; Syndiniales; Amoebophryaceae. The record is from the annotation of a GenBank genome assembly.
CGAGAGUUCUUGGGAAAUGCGGUCGGCGCCCCCGACGUAUAGAAGUAGAACCACCUCCGCCGUUGCGUACUAUUUACACGCAAUGUACAAUGCCUCCGACGACAAGAAACAGAGAACAUUGGAAGCAACUUCUGCAACUUCAUCUACGUGGCAAGAACAAAAUCAAGAACAAGAUCCCCGGUUUUUAGAAGUGGCCCCCGGUCGUGCGACGUUGACGUCGACGGCAACCGCUGCAACUCACUUCCGAGGCCAAAUUUUUCAGAUUGGCCAAAAACCGUGUACAUGGAACCUAGCCACCACGCUAUGGUGCAUGUGCACGGUUUCAAAAGUGGCAAAUCUGCAACAAAACUUACAACGGGCCCAAAAAAACCGUGUACAUCGCAUCUAGAUCCCAUGGUGUGGUCGAUGUACACGGUUCAGAAUGCGUCUCCUCGAGCCCGACCACUUUGCAGACCGUGUACACCCAUCACACCAUGCAGGUUCGAUGCGAUGUACACGGUUUUUUGAUGGUGCGCGAUUUUCGCACCCAAAAUUCAGAUAAAUUUGCCUCUUUUCCUGCGGCUUUUCUUGACCCCAGGAAAAACCGUGUACAUCAUCUCUAGACUGCAUGGUAUGGACCAUUUACCUCUCCAAAAGGAGUCCCAAUCAUAGCAUGCUGAUUUGCAAUUCGCCAUCUGUGAACGUCUAGAGCCCACAUCACACAGAUUUGAUGCAGUAGUGUCGUGCUUCAGAAGAAAAUAGAAGCAAAAAAAUGCUUAGGUCUAG